Mangifera indica (mango) is the source of this 1643-nucleotide messenger RNA. RefSeq names its product TPR repeat-containing thioredoxin TDX. The record is from RefSeq and is a predicted model, not a curated record. The transcript has 10 exons. Gene Ontology annotation, molecular function: Hsp70 protein binding; protein dimerization activity. Bases 76 to 1239 code for a protein of 387 amino acids. NCBI's taxonomy places the organism in Eukaryota, Viridiplantae, Streptophyta, Magnoliopsida, Sapindales, Anacardiaceae.
UUCUUCUUUCUUCUUUUUCUUCUUCUCGAGUCUUCCUUCUUUACCACUCAAUUGCAUUCAGAAUUUAUUCCCAAAAUGGAUUCUUCAAAAAUUGCAGACUUAAAACUCUUCGUUCGCCACUGCAAAUCAAACCCUUCAAUUCUCCACCAUCCUUCUCUUUCUUUCUUCAAGUCUUAUCUCCAAAGCUUGGGCGCUCAACUUCCACCAACCACGGAAUCGAAAGAGGAUAAGAAAGGUGUUAACAUGUCGGAACCUGUGGAAAAUAUUGAUGCCAAGAAGUCCAAUUUUUCUGGUGAAGAUAAUGAUGACAUUAUUGAAUCAGAUAUUGAGUUGGAUAAUACAAAUAUUGUUGAGCCUGACAAUGAUCCUCCUCAAAAGAUGGGAGAUCGGUCAGUUGAAGUUACAGAAGAAAUGCGUGAUGCUGCAAAUGCAGCAAAACUCAAAGCUAUGGAUUCAAUCUCUGAAGGUAAGCUGAAUGAAGCGCUUGAUCAAUUAACGGAAGCAAUAAUGUUGAAUCCUACUUCAGCCAUUUUAUAUGCAGCUCGAGCUGGUGUCUUCGUUAAGUUGAACAAACCAAAUGCUGCAAUCCGUGAUGCUAAUGAAGCUUUACAGAUUAACCCUGAUUCGGCAAAAGGAUAUAAAGUGCGUGGGAUGGCAAGGGCAAUGUUGGGCCAGUGGGAAGAAGCAGCAAGUGAUCUGCAUGUUGCAUCAAAGUUAGAUUAUGAUGAAGAGAUUGGUUCAGUGCUCAAAAAGGUUGAACCUAAUGUUCAUAAAGUUCAAGAGCAUCGAAGAAAAUAUGAAAAAUUGCGGAAAGAAAGGGAUCUGAAAAAAGCUGAACGUGAGAAGCAAAAACAAAAAGCUGAAGCUGAACGAGAAGCUUUGUAUGCAUUAAAGGAGGGGGAAGUUAUGGGCAUUCACUCCCUUAGUGAACUUGAUACUAAGAUGAAUGCUGCUACAAGAACAUCUCGGCUGGUGAUCUUGUAUUUUACGGCAACAUGGUGUGGGCCUUGCCGUUUCAUUUCUCCUGUUUACACAAGUUCUGCCUCAAAGUAUCCGAAAGUUGUUUUCUUGAAAGUUGACAUAGACGAGGCUCGCGAUGUGGCUGCAAAAUGGAAUAUAAGCAGUGUUCCCACCUUCUUUUUCAUUAAGAACGGCAAAGAAGUUGACAAAGUCGUUGGCGCUGAUAAAAGUGCCCUGGAAAAGAAGAUUGCACAGCAUGCAGGGCAGCAGUUCAACUAGUCCUUAACAGGAGCAACCUCUGUUUGAGAUUUUCCAUGGGAGAAACGUCCGAGAAUUUUUAACCCAUCUCAAUAAAUUAACUUGCUGAAGAGGCGUCCCCAUUAAAGUUUUAGUUGUUUAUCAAGCACAAGAAGGUUGUUAAAGCAAGAGUAGUUAUUUAUCUAGCUUUUGGUCUGUAUGGACUCUUUCUAAUUUGCAUGUAAAACUCCAUAAGAACAAUGGCAGAUUAUUUAUGAGAAAAAAGCCUAUGAUGUUCAUGAACAAAGCCUUGUUGCUGCUGAUGUUGCUUUUAUUUGAAAUAUUCUUGUAAACCAAAACAAGGGAAUGAGAAAUAAGUCUAUGUUGUAUUUUCUUCAGAAAGUUGUAACGUACAAGCUUGAAGUGAUGAUGAUUAUUUUCUCUCA